AUGUGCCACUUUGCAAACAUACAGAGAGGAAUCUGUUGAUUUGUAACCUCCUGAAUAUGAUAUAUAUUGUCAAUCUACCUUUUCUACAUACCCUUGUCUCAGCCCUGCACUUGAGAGAGAGAGAUGGAGAAAGAGACUUACAGAGACUGCCAAAGAAACCAUGCAUGCUAUCUUGGCGGCUAUGCAAUUGAUGGUUGCAGUGAGUUCAUUCCCAGUAACAACAAGGAAAGCCACUGCAAAGCCUGUGGUUGCCAUAGAAACUACCAUCGGAAAGUCCCUUUUAUAUAUUCAAAAGAAUCCCCUGAAAUUGGCCACCGUUCUGGUAAGUCUUUUUGGAGCCUAAGAGAGGCAAAGAGAAUCGCCAGGCAGCACCGUGUUCUUCCAGCCCCAUCUCCCCAGGUACUGGUGCGGAAGCAGCAGAACUCCAAUCGCAAGUUCAAGCAGAGGAAAUCGAAGUUCACCGGGGGACAGAGAGAAGCUAUGAGAGCAUUAGCGGAGACCUUAGGCUGGACCAUGAGGAACAAAGGUCGUCAAACGGAGAUCAACAGGUUUUGUGGAAGAAUUGGAGUUAGCAGGCUUCAUUUCAAGACCUGGCUCAAUAACAACAAGAAGCUUUACUUCAAAGGCACUGCGUCUAUGUCUGGAGCUAACAGUUCCUCUUCCAAGGCUGUUUAGACUUCAUAGUUCGUAUGUUCUCCUGUUCUUAGAAUAACAAUGAGGUCAAGACCCUCGAAACGUGUAAUUGUUAAUCGAUGUUGUUUAUUUUUCUCCCCUGGUGCAACAAUGAAUUGCCCUUUUCAGUGAUAUAUCCUUCAAAUUCAGUAUGUAUGUAUGUCUACAUUUGA
Messenger RNA from Theobroma cacao (cacao), 845 nucleotides. Its product is annotated as zinc-finger homeodomain protein 14-like. Gene Ontology annotation, biological process: regulation of DNA-templated transcription; regulation of developmental process. Gene Ontology annotation, cellular component: nucleus. Lineage: Eukaryota; Viridiplantae; Streptophyta; Magnoliopsida; Malvales; Malvaceae. Gene Ontology annotation, molecular function: transcription cis-regulatory region binding; DNA-binding transcription factor activity. The record is from RefSeq and is a predicted model, not a curated record.